Molecule: messenger RNA, 1330 nt
Organism: Morus notabilis
Lineage: Eukaryota; Viridiplantae; Streptophyta; Magnoliopsida; Rosales; Moraceae
Product: thioredoxin reductase 1, mitochondrial
Exons: 3
Coding region: 31-1179 (382 amino acids)
Biological process (GO): removal of superoxide radicals
Cellular component (GO): cytoplasm
Molecular function (GO): thioredoxin-disulfide reductase (NADPH) activity
Source: RefSeq, a predicted model, not a curated record
UAUCAAGGGGGUUGUAUAGCAGGAAUAGGGAUGAGCUUCCGUUCAAAAUCAAACACACUCUUCGCUCUCCUCAGCAAAAAAGCUCGCUCCUUCAUCCGUCUCGCCUCCACUCCCUCCGCCGCCGCCGCCGUCGCCUCCGCCUCUUCAUCCUCCUCCUCAAUCGCCAUGGAAGACGGAGCCCUCGAGACUCUCCAGACCAAGCUCUGCAUCAUCGGAAGCGGCCCAGCCGCCCACACCGCCGCCAUAUACGCGGCUCGGGCCGAGCUUAAGCCGAUCCUCUUCGAGGGCUGGAUGGCCAACGACAUCGCCCCCGGCGGCCAGCUCACCACCACGUCGGACGUCGAAAACUUUCCCGGUUUCCCCGAAGGCAUUCUCGGCGGCGAACUCACCGACCGCUUCCGAAACCAGUCCCUCCGCUUCGGCACCCAAAUCUUCACCGAAACCGUCUCUCGCGUCGCCUUCUCAGGACCUGUCCCUCCUUUCAAGGUCUUCACCGAUUCCAAGCUCGUUCUCGCUGACUCCGUCGUCGUCGCCACCGGCGCCGUCGCCAAGCGUCUCUCCUUCCCUGGAUCCGGCGAAGGCCCCGGCGGCUUCUGGAACCGCGGGAUUUCGGCCUGCGCUGUCUGCGACGGCGCCGCCCCCAUCUUCCGCAACAAGCCUCUUGCGGUGAUCGGCGGCGGCGACUCUGCCAUGGAGGAGGCCACCUUCCUCACUAAGUACGGAUCCGAAGUCUACAUCAUCCACAGGAGAGACACUUUCAGAGCGUCAAAGAUAAUGCAGAAGCGGGCUCUGGAAAACCCAAAAAUUAAAGUGGUGUGGAAUUCUGCGGUGGCCGAGGCCUUCGGAGAGGGAGGGAAGGGAGUGCUGGGAGGCCUGAAGAUCAAGAACCUAGUCACCGGGGACAUUUCCGAGCUGAAGGUGUCGGGGUUGUUUUUUGCCAUCGGGCAUGAACCGGCGACCAAGUUUCUUGGGGGCCAGUUGGAGUUGGAUGCGGAUGGCUAUAUAGUGACGAAGCCAGGGACGACACAGACAAGCGUGCGCGGUGUUUUUGCAGCCGGAGACGUUCAGGACAAGAAGUACAGGCAAGCUGUUACUGCUGCCGGAACCGGGUGCAUGGCAGCAUUAGAAGCAGAGCAUUACUUGCAAGAGAUGGAAUCCCAGGAUGGAAAGAGCAACUGACUAUCUAAGCGAUUCUCUCGGGGCCGGCUCUAAAGCAAAUUUUAAAACGAGUAGUUGGAUGGAUGAACUGAAGAAUGAUUAUUUGAUAUUGUUCAGAAGAGACACAUCAUGUGUUUACUUUUAGUUGAUUAAUGAAUGAUCAUUUCCUUUA